UCUCACUCCCUCCUCUCUCUUUCUCUCUCUAUCUCACAUCGCUUCCAACUUUUCUCCUCUCCAGGAAGAAAGACAAAACCCUAGCUCUUGGACUACAGCGAGAUAGAGAGACAGAGGGCGGGAAUCCGAUGAGAGCGGCGCGAUGAUUAUGGAGAAGAGAGCAGAAAAGAUGGAGGUCGCGGCGGUAGCCGGAGUCUCCCAGUUCGUCGCCGACCAGAUCGGCGGGAUCUUCGACAUCGCCUUCGACAGCGGGGGAGACAAGACCUCCGAAGGUUUCCUCGAGCUGCUCGGCCUCCAGGACCUCCCCGUCUCCAUCUUCGAUCUCCCAGCUCCGGCGGCGCCGGUGGAGGAGGCGACACCCUCGGAGCCACCACCGGAGUCCUCCGCGGUGCUCAACUUCCCGGCGACCCCGAACUCGUCCUCGAUCUCCUCCUCCUCCACGGAGGCUGCCACCGACACCGAUCCGGUCAAGACCCAGCCGGAGGAGCACGAGCAACACGAAACCAAGAAAAUUGAUUCGAAGGGAGGGAAGAACAAGCGGCAAAAGCGUCAGAGCGAGCCGAGGUUCGCGUUCAUGACGAAGAGCGAGGUGGAUCACCUGGAAGACGGGUACAGGUGGCGCAAGUACGGACAAAAGGCCGUCAAGAAUAGCCCUUUCCCCAGGAGCUACUACCGCUGCACCAGCGCGAUGUGCGGCGUGAAGAAGCGGGUGGAGCGGUCGUCGGUGGAUCCAGCGGUGGUGAUCACGACCUACGAGGGCCAGCACACCCACCCCAGCACCGUCCUGCCACGUGGCGUCCACCCAGCACUACUCCCUCCUCCGCUCGCCGCUGAAAUGCCGCCGCUGCCGCCGCCGGCGGAGGGCCUCGGCUCCGUCCUCCCUUCGCUCCAGGCGACCGAGCUCCACUUCCCCUACUUCACCAGCUACCUCCCUUCCCCGCCGAUGGACUUCCGCCAUGUGUCCGCCGGUAUCAUCACGGCACCUUCCGGCGAUUUGAGAGACUGCAAGCCCACGGCCGAUAUUCUGAACAGAGAUCACGGGCUGCUUCAGGACGUCAUUCGAUCGGAUAUCGGGAACAAAAAAGAGUAGAUAUUUGGGUGUUCUAUUUGAAGGGAGGGGUGUCCUUAUCCUGGUGGCGUGUUGUGGUUGCUUGGAAUGUUGGCGGCGAGUAAAUGAGGUUGCCAGUUAUAGCUAGGCAAGAAAUUUCAACGCAGGAGACCAAUGUGGAAGGGGAGGGACAGCCAUAGAGCCGUAUGGGCUGUUUGGUAGGUGUCGCCGAUUCUCGAGGAGAGUAGGUGUUCUUGCAUGUUAUAUUAUAUAUGUAUACGUACCAUAAAGAUAUAGAUAUUUACGAAAUUUAUAUUGACGGGUUUAUGGAUGGAUAAUAAUGGUCGUGCAUCCAGAACAUGCGUGAACCAGUGUUAGUUUGAUUUAUUAUUAUUAUUAUUAUUAUUAUUAUGUAACACACCACCAAGUAUUUGUUAUCUUCACGCUUCAGUGUUUUCUCCUGGUUUGUUUUGCACCUUAUCAUUUUCGAACACCACCGAGCAGAAAUAUAUUUGUUUUGUUUUA
Messenger RNA from Elaeis guineensis (African oil palm), 1573 nucleotides. RefSeq names its product probable WRKY transcription factor 48. NCBI's taxonomy places the organism in Eukaryota, Viridiplantae, Streptophyta, Magnoliopsida, Arecales, Arecaceae. The record is from RefSeq and is a predicted model, not a curated record. Gene Ontology annotation, biological process: regulation of DNA-templated transcription. Gene Ontology annotation, molecular function: sequence-specific DNA binding; DNA-binding transcription factor activity.